This is a messenger RNA of Micropterus dolomieu (smallmouth bass), 4503 nucleotides long. It is a transcript of the gene crk, whose product is annotated as v-crk avian sarcoma virus CT10 oncogene homolog. The coding region runs from base 331 to 1275 and encodes 314 amino acids. Lineage: Eukaryota; Metazoa; Chordata; Actinopteri; Centrarchiformes; Centrarchidae. The transcript is spliced from 3 exons. Gene Ontology annotation, molecular function: protein binding. The record is from RefSeq and is a predicted model, not a curated record.
GUCUUUUUUUGUUUUCCCGUAUCCGCCAUUUCAGUUUUUGAAGUUAGUUGACAUCGGGAGCUGGAUUGUAGCUGGAAUUGUGUAGCUAAAACGCCUUAUAUGAUUUUUAGAGCUGAAUUCCGGUCGUAAACCAAAUAAGAGUCGUUUUUGAUUCGUGGUUGCGGAUCUAUAUCGGCAGAUUGAUGUCCAGACGGCCAGCUGCGGAUGUCGUCUGUUUACUAAACGUGCUCUAGGCGCUAAAGUUUUUGUAUGAGUUGAAGGCUUCGCCUGUGGAUAACGGGAGGGAGAGAAGGGAAGGCCCGGUGAAGCCUCGGCUUUGGAGUGGUUAUCAUGGCCGGAAAUUUUGACGCGGAGGACCGUGGCAGCUGGUACUGGGGUCGGUUGAGCAGACAGGAGGCUGUGUCUCUGUUGCAGGGGCAGAGGCACGGCGUGUUUCUGGUCCGGGACUCCAUCACCAGCCCCGGUGACUAUGUGCUCUCGGUAUCAGAGAACUCCAAAGUCUCGCAUUACAUAAUUAACAGCAUCAGCAACAACCGACAAUCCGGUCCAGGUUUGGCCCAUCCGAGGUUCCGCAUCGGUGACCAGGAGUUUGACGCCCUCCCCGCUUUGCUAGAGUUCUAUAAAAUCCACUACUUGGACACCACCACCUUGAUAGAACCCAUCAACAAGUCUAAACACACCUCCUUCAUCGGCGUGGGCCCCGGCGGAGGCCCCCCGCCUCGCCUGGAGGACGAGUAUGUCCGAGCACUUUUCGAUUUCCCCGGCAACGACGAGGAGGAUCUCCCAUUUAAGAAGGGUGACAUUCUCCGAGUUCUGGAGAAGCCAGAGGAGCAGUGGUGGAACGCCCAGAACUCUGAAGGCCGGGCCGGGAUGAUCCCAGUGCCGUACGUGGAGAAGUACCGUCCGGCGUCUCCCAGUUCUGUGGCGGGGCCCGGCGUACCUGGGGGACCACCGGGAGGAAUGGCAGUGCUAGGGAACUCUGACGGCUCUGCCCAGUCUGGCGCUCCGCUGCUGGCAGACCCCAGCCAGUACGCCCAACCCACUCCUCUGCCAAAUCUCCAGAAUGGACCUGUCUUUGCCAGGGCCAUACAGAAGAGGGUGCCCAAUGCCUACGACAAGACUGCCCUGGCCUUAGAGGUGGGCGACAUGGUGAAGGUGACCAAAAUAAACGUCAACGGCCAGUGGGAGGGUGAAUGUAAAGGCAAACGAGGCCACUUUCCCUUCACACACGUCAAACUGCUGGACCAGCACAACGCCGAGGACGAACUCAGCUGAGAGCGGACAGCCGGGCCACAACCUGGACACUAGUAUUAGACCCUUCCCUUCCUUCCUGUUCCACACACUCACCCGCUCCCCCUCCCUCACGUCUCCUCCGGCUUUUACCUGCACCAGUAACAGUUUCAGAAAAUCACUGAGAUCAACACAAACAGGCCCUCGUGGGACCUUUGUAACGAACACCUCCUUCAUUUCUACCCCUCUGAAUAAUCAUGUCUCCCCUUCCCCACCACCUGCUCUCACUGACUGACUUAAAAAUGCGUUAUAUACUCUACAGUGGAACUGUAAACUGAAUCUCCUGUUCCAUGGAUGUGACAAAACCCUUUAGAUCCUCCCCUCGUCAUGUCCCCGCCGUACACACAUUAUCAACACUCACUCCUCCGGAGAGUCCUCGCCGCGGAGUUCAAUCACUUCCUCUUCCUGUGUUGGAGCCAGUAGAUAACUGCUCGCCGCCGUGUCACUUUUCAUCCUGGUCCUCAUCCGUCACCAUGGUUACAGCGCUGUAGGAUCAUGCUGCAUUCACGUCAGAUGGGAAUACAGUAUUAAAUUGAAGAGUAACAACACAGUCUUCAUGUGUUGUCUUGACAUUUUUGGAAAUACCCUUAAUAGAUUUCUUGCCAAGAGUUAGAUGAGAGGAGUAAUAAUUCUGUUGUGUCUGUACUGUAAAUAUGAAGCUACUGCCUGCAGCUGAUUAGCUUAGCUUAGCAUAAACACUGGAAGCAGAGGCCUGCCUGGAAAAAAUAUAGAUAUAUAUAUUUUUAACUGACAAUUUAGUCUCACGGGUUAUGUGCCGGACUGUUUCUUGGCUGAGACAAAUUGCCGGGCAACCAGCAGGUACUCCGAGAAGUCACUGCGCCAUGCCAAGAAAUAUUAACCCCUCACAAAUAGUUGAAUUUUUGUCUUUACCCUGCUGGUAGGCUGAGAGUUCCAGCCGUUUCCCCUCACUUCCAGGAUUUAUGCAAAGCUAGGGUAUCGCCUGCUGGCAGUAGCUUCAUAUUCACCGUACAAAUGCAAGAAGCAUAUCGAUCCCAUCAUCAAACUCGGUAAGAAAGCAAAUAAGUGUAUUUGUGUGUAUCUUUUUAACCUUGAUCUGCUUGUUUCAGACUCCCAGUGCAUCCAUGUAGUGAGUGGUGAAUUUGAGCACUAGGAAAAUCAAAGUUGCAGUGUCAGCCACACAGAUGAUAGAGUUAUUUGCUGAAACUGGCCAUGGCAGCAUUCUUUUUCUACAUUUGCCCUUCAUUUGUCCAAACUGGUGUCUUCAUUCAGGAAAUUAAAGACAUAGGAGUCCUGAGUAAUAUUUAAUCCUAAAAUAUUGUUAUUGAAGGGUGACAGCAUAACAUUUACAUCUCCAAAACUGCACGGAACAAUAUUCUCUGGCAAGUUAAAGGUAUUUUCUAGUUUAAAAGUAUCUUUUGACAUGAGUGCAGCAUUAUUUUAGUGUAACCCAAGACUGUGAGAGACGAGAGCAGCGAGGCUCAUAUACAGCUGCCGCAUUUUGUCGCAGGGAUGAUUUAAGACGGCAAUGUUGUGUCUUAGAGAGAAAUAAUGAAAGAGCUUAGUCAACUGGAGGUGUACUGCUUUCCUCAAGAAGCAGACCAAGGACCGGUCCCGCAUAACACCCUCUCCCCAAACAUCAAAUGGAGAAAACAAAACCUGAGUCGAGACCAGCAGCUAGGAGCGACCUCAUGUAGUUGUAGCGCAGGACCCAGCAGUGAACCUGAGAAAUUUCAAGACUAUUGUUAAGGUGGCGAGACAGGCAACACUACAUUCAACCUCUCCACACCUCGGCUCACCUCAGCCCCAUCCACCCAUCUACUACGACCAAGUACCACAAAGUAGUCUUUUGUAAGAAAAAAAGAACAUUGUUAUGAAAUGAUGUACUAUGUGAUUAUCAUUACAUGCUAAAAUAUUGUUUUUGUUAUCUUUGUAGUUUUCUUCAUAGCUGAUUUGUGUCCAGGAGGAAAACGGAUUCAAUGUACACUUUUUACUGCUGCAUGUUGGGAGGGACCGAUGGUUUGCUGGUGCAACUGAUGCAGGGGGGGCGCUCACAUCUGUAUGCCCCCAGCCCUCACAAGGCCAUGUGUUCUCAAUCUGCAUCUGAUGUAUAUGAAUGAAGUUGAACGGAGUGAAUGUAGGCUGUCCACCAUGUUAGUUAGUACCGUCUUCUCAUAUUAGUGCUCUGCAUUCAGCUCACUGAAUAUACCUUAGCAAAACAGAUCUUGUCAUAUGUGUCCAAAAAAAGAUGAAGUGGCAUUAUUUGGUGCCUCCCCGUUGUUUUUAACCUUUGAAUAAUCUUGUCGCCACCCUGCAGUGUUUUGUUCUUUUAGAAGAGGUUGUUUUCUGUUGAGAUUGAAUCAGUCUAUUUGUUGACACCUGACAAUCAUCACCCCCAUGUAUCAUAAUGCAGACUGGUUUGGAUUGAAGCAGGCUGGCUGUGCAGUUUAGACCUUUGCCAGAGUGAAGCUGGGCCACUUUGAGCGAGAACUCGCCGUCUCUUCCAAGUGAGGGGUUCCUCUCGGGUGUCAUCAUACAGUGUUUCUGGCCAGUACGCCAUGACACCUUUAGGUGGCACUAUAACAGCAUUGAGAGAGGAACGCAUAUUCCACCAGUGCUUAUGAGAUUUAAAGGAGAUGAAUUAGAUUUUUAACGGAAUGCACUUACCGUUUUAACAAUGAGGGUUUUUUUUAUCCUUGUUUGCUUCCACACAGUAGCUUCCAUCACCGUGUGGCUUUGCCUGACAAACUCAGUCCCACCGUCGCGUUUCAUUUCCAAGUUGGCCAUUUUCCAAACCCGCGUUUAAAUAUUUACUAUUGAAAAAUAUUGGGUUGACUUCUUGGAAAAAUCUGGUCUAGCAAAGUAACAUUUGUGUUUACUGCCAGCUUUUGACACAGUCCAUUUUUAUGUGUAGUUAUGAUCAAAUCAAGCUUAUUUUUUUUGUCACUCACACUGCACAUGGCAGGUGCUACAUAAAUCAUUAUCUUAUAAAUUGUGUUGCCAAUAAAAACCACGAAGAAGUUUUUUUUUUUUUUAGUAGCCCUGCAUUAAGUCAUUGAUUUCCUUUCAUAAAAAGGAAGGGGUGGCCAAAUGCCAGCGGAAAUUGUGUUAAUCUCAAAAUGUGCCAUUUUAUUAUAACACUAUAUUCUUUCAAGACAACUGAAAUUACCUUUUUAUUUUCUGUAGCAUGUAAUGUGUUAAUAUACUAGUAAAUAAAGUCAACCCCAUGACAAA